AUGACAAAUAUUGCCACUUCUAACUCUAUUCGACUUAAGAUCAAAAAAAUUAUUUGGGACGAGAGUCGGCACCGGUCACAGACAGAACUAGAAGGUGAUGGAUCAAUAUGUGAAGAAUCUAACGAAGAAAAUUUAAAUACUAAUUUGGAAAACGAAAUCAUGCUGGAAGGGCUUGAGGUGUUUAAUAGAUAUCGAAAUAAUGAUAUUGUGGGUGAAAGAUACAGAAAUAUUGACGGGAAUAGUGUGUGCGCAAUGAAUAGAUCCAAGGUAAAAGAGGUAUUUGGAGAAUUGCUUGAUAUGGAUUUUGACACCAGUUCGGAGCUGAAUGAAGAUGAUGAGUCGGUGAUGAUGGAGCUCACUCCAUUUGAAGAGAUGCCUUCGAGGACCAAUUCUUUUAGGCAGUCUAUUAAGAAUAAGCUUAGGAAACUUCUCAGUAAUUCGCCCACAGAGAUGCUAAACAAGUUAGAAUACGAAGGAGAGAACUACUCACCUGUAUCGAUGAAAAUACCUGUUAUCGAAGAUGCAGAACAAUUCAAUAGGCUAGAUACUCUGCUUUUCGAUCUUCAAGAUGUUGAGGAUCCAAGGAUCAAAUUUAAUCAAUUCGUUGAUGUGUUAGUCUACAACGGGAACUAUAACACCCCAGGAGGUAAUUCAAGUGAUACCAUAGGAAGUGGAAGAUUAUGGAGAAAUUUAUCUUUACGUAAGAGUUCCUUCAGGAAUAAUUAUACGGCUUCUAAAUCACAAAGAGUCCGUCCAAUCCUCAAGAGCAAAACCAAUGAAAACUAUGAAUACGAAGCCUUCCAAAUAAGAGAAUUUGAUAAAAUCAAUUUUGAAAACUUUAUGAAUAAUUUUGAAAACUAUGAAACAUGCAAGCUAAGCCAAGAACCAUAUUUGAUUGAUGCUAGAUUAAAUCAAUUAAAAAAUUAUUAUCAUUGUAAUAACAAAGCUUGA
Messenger RNA from Debaryomyces fabryi, 951 nucleotides. RefSeq lists its product as uncharacterized. NCBI's taxonomy places the organism in Eukaryota, Fungi, Ascomycota, Pichiomycetes, Serinales, Debaryomycetaceae. The transcript has a single exon. Bases 1 to 951 code for a protein of 316 amino acids. The record is from RefSeq and is a predicted model, not a curated record.